UUAUUUUCGAGAGUUUCUUGCUGGCAGCUCGGCGCUUUGUCAAUUCAUUCGACUAAAUCUUCUAUUAAUAAAUUAUAUUCUGGUCAUGGUAUUCCUGCUAAUUUCUUCCCAACCUCGACGGGCAAGUUAUUGUACCCUUCGCAAGUUGCAAGAACAACAAUAAAUGGCAACUAAUAAGCACAGGUCACAAAUGCCCACACCCUUAAACACUCACACACACAAAGACCAUCGACAACUAAACAGUUCGUUGAGCAGAAAAACGAGGAAAUCUACUUAAUCACGUUUAAUUAAGGUCGCACCGCCCACCACAGAAGGCUGCCACGCCCCCAUCCAGAAGGCAGGACGCACGGCACACCACAACCACAACCCCCAACAUGGGCAGCGGACACUAUUUCUGGGCGAUCCUAUACUUUGCCAGCCUGUGCAGUGCAUCACUAGCAAAUAAUGCCAAAAUAAAUUUCCGAGAAAAGGAGAAAAAAGUCUUAGAUCAAAUUUUAGGUGCAGGCAAAUACGACGCCCGAAUACGACCAUCCGGAAUAAAUGGCACAGCUAAUAAGGCCACCACUGUGGAGGUGAACAUGUUCCUGCGCUCCAUUUCGAAAAUCGACGACUACAAAAUGGAGUACAGUGUCCAGUUAACCUUCCGUGAGCAGUGGACGGAUGAACGCCUCAAGUUCGACGAUAUCCAGGGUCGCCUGAAAUAUCUGACCCUGACGGAGGCGAACCGCGUGUGGAUGCCCGAUCUUUUCUUCUCAAACGAGAAGGAGGGACACUUCCAUAACAUCAUCAUGCCCAAUGUGUAUAUCCGCAUCUUCCCCAAUGGCUCAGUGCUAUAUAGUAUACGUAUCUCGCUGACGUUGGCCUGCCCAAUGAACUUAAAGCUAUAUCCGUUGGAUAGACAGAUCUGCUCACUGCGGAUGGCAAGCUAUGGCUGGACCACCAACGACUUGGUCUUCCUGUGGAAGGAGGGCGAUCCUGUGCAGGUGGUAAAGAACUUACACCUACCUCGCUUCACACUGGAGAAGUUUCUGACUGAUUACUGCAACAGUAAAACCAACACUGGUGAAUACAGUUGCCUCAAAGUCGAUCUACUAUUCAAGCGAGAAUUCUCAUAUUACUUAAUACAAAUUUAUAUACCAUGCUGUAUGUUGGUCAUUGUAUCAUGGGUAUCAUUCUGGCUGGAUCAAGGAGCAGUGCCGGCGCGUGUGUCAUUGGGUGUGACCACCCUCCUGACCAUGGCCACCCAGACGUCGGGCAUUAACGCCUCCCUGCCGCCCGUUUCCUACACCAAGGCCAUCGACGUGUGGACUGGCGUGUGCCUGACGUUCGUGUUCGGGGCCCUGCUCGAGUUCGCCCUGGUGAACUAUGCAUCCCGUUCAGGUUCGAAUAAAGCUAACAUGCAUAAGGAGAAUAUGAAAAAGAAGCGCCGCGAUCUGGAGCAGGCCAGUUUAGAUGCCGCUUCAGAUCUGCUCGAUACAGAUAGCAAUGCAACGUUCGCAAUGAAACCACUGGUUCGCCAUCCCGGCGAUCCGCUGGCCCUGGAAAAGCGGCUCCAGUGCGAGGUGCACAUGCAGGCCCCGAAGCGCCCCAACUGCUGCAAGACCUGGCUGUCCAAGUUCCCCACAAGACAAUGUUCUAGAUCCAAGAGAAUCGAUGUUAUAUCUCGGAUCACGUUCCCGCUGGUCUUCGCCCUGUUCAACCUGGUCUACUGGAGCACAUAUCUCUUCAGGGAGGAGGAGGAUGAGUAAAUGCCGUUACCUAUUGCCAAACACCAAUUACUUUAUAGAAGAGUUGGCGCUGUUGGCGCUGUUGGCCAACACGAAUGUACUAACCUAUUCCUUUCAUUCUUUUCCACUUCGGUUGUCUUCAUUUCAUGCUUUGUGUUGCUUAUGGCUUUGUUGGCUUCAUUUCCAAUUUGGUUGAUUUCUUGAUUGACACCUUGAUUGAAUGGUUUGAACCGCUAAAGGACCUUCUAAGGCGCGUCUCUGAAAUCCAGUGGCUAUGUAGAAUCUAACAUGAAAUUAACUAAUUAUACCGAUAACGAGAUAGAGAUCGAGCUCGAGAUCGAGAUCGAGGAAUACGUUACGAUAAUGCUAAACGCUGUAUGCUUUACUUAUGGUUAUGUCUCGGAUCAGUGCAGGAUAAUUAAGAACGGUAUCCGGUAUCGGCAAGGCUUCAACGCACUUCCACUAAACGAACAAAUAAUGUUUGAUGAAAUGAAUGACAAAAUUAUAGUUAAUUGUAAGUUGAAUUGAUCAAGAGUGACUGCAUAGUAGAUAAUGUUAUAAAUAAUUAUACGAUACACACACUGACACACACCACCACACUUGUUUGACUUGAUUUGUUCUGAGGAUGCUCCAAAUUGUUACGAAUUGAUUAAUUAUUUUAGCUCGUAAUCGACGAUAAUCGAGUUUUGUUUCGGACUCUAGCUUAGUUCUAAAAAAUUGCAAUUGAUUUGUACUUAAAAGCGUUAAGUUAGUUAAGCGGCAAACAGCGAGAGGAGGUCGUAGAAAGUUCGACGUUUGUAAAUAUGUCAUACAAUAAGUUUUAAGCGAACUAGUUUAAAUGAAUUCUAAUUGUAAAAAGCGUGUAGAUAAAUUUAAGUUUAGUCGAUAAACGAACAACUAACCGAAGCGAGAAAAUCUAGGUAAAUUCAAUUUAAUUAUGUUCACCAUCGAAGUAAAUAAAAAUCGAAUCGACUCGAAAAUAUCGAAGAAUAUCCUUCAAAGCACACAAAAAACAAAAACAGAAUUUUAUUUUCGCAUUAUUUGCCCAAACUACUCUUAAUUAAUAAGUUCAACUGAAACUGGUGGGUAUCUGCAAGUUACUUUUCCUAAAACUUUCUUAGAGACGUUCUUCAUUAUUUAUAAACGGCUUGCUUUUGAUUUUAGAGUUGAAUAUUUAUAGUAGUUAAACUGUUAUUAUACUUACUGGGAAUUAAGCCCUCGAAUUCUAAUUCCAUUUUGAUUUGAUUCCUUAGAAUAUUAAUAUAAAUUAUAAAUUAUCAAUUAUCUAAUUAUCUAAUUAUGUAUUGGGUCGCAGUGGCCACUUAGCUAGUUAAUUUCCUUAAUUAGACUUACAAAAUAAAAAUAUACAACAUGAAAACCAUAAACCAAAUAACAGACAAUACAAAAUGUUUUAUCAAGUAGUAAAAAUCCCCGAAGAACUUAAUGAAUACUACACCUUAAUUUACUGAAAUCAGUAUUAUAAGACAUAAAUUAGAUCAAGUAUAUACAGUUCUUUUCAUAUCGAAAAAUAUCUUUGGUUAUUUAAGUGCCUUUUGUAUGCCAAGAAGAUUUCUCCCCCACUUUCUCCCCACAUUCCCUCUCUUCCCCUCUUUUGAAUAACUCUAAUACUUUCACACUGAAGAUCUUCCCCAAGAAAUGCACUAACCGAGCUCUAAUUUUAGAACUACAAUUAAAGUGAAUUCUACAUAGCAACAACAGAAACAGAACCAGAACCACAAAAACAACUUAAAUCUUUCAGAUAAAAUCAAAUAAAAUAUUUUAGUAGUUUUUUUAAAAUUUUUAUUAACUCGAAGCCUGUUUUAUUCUCAUGUUUAUUUAAACUUUUCCUUUGGUUUUGGAAAUGCUUUUGUUUGCUUUCAUUUGUAAUCUAAAGGUAAGAAAUUAAACGUAAAAUGAAAUCAAAAAUCAAUUGAAACUUAUUCUAAUAUAUAGACACAACACAAGGCACCCUGCAUAACAAUUGUUGUCAUUAAACAAGCGUCAUAAGUACGAUCAAAACAUAAAGAAACCCGAAAGCGGAAAAUAUUUAUAGACACUUUCAUGUUGUAAAAGUUGUGCCAAGCAAAGAGAAACCAAAAACUAGUCAAAGAAUAUUGAAAGAGAUCGCGAAUUAUAACUAUAAUUCUAGCUAUAGUUGUAUUGUAUAUGAAGCUAUUGAACAUACAGGGUUUUUAAAUGUGAGCAUAUAGUUGAUGAACCAGGAGAAGAUCAAAGAAACCGAAGAAAGUAGAGGGCAGCCGGGAACGGGUUGAUUGAUUAAAAUGCGUUGAUUGACGUACUAGAAGAAAUUAAUCACGAAGACAAAAGAACAAUUAAAUUAGGUCAUACACAAUGGGAGGGCGAAACACGGUUUUCGGCAUUUAUUUUUAGUGGAAAAACAUACUUAGGUUGUGUGCUGCUCUUCGUUUGCCGUUCUCCAAUUCGGUCAAUUAUCAUUUUUCCGGCAAAUCGUUUAGCAGCGGCAGUCCAGUUCAAUGUAAAUAGUUUGGGUCAGAAUAUGUAAAUGUCAUUUAAUGGUUAGGUUAACGAGAAACACAACUACGGGAAAUCGUAACACGAAAUGUGCACAACUUUAUAUAUAGAUGCGUUCAAAAAAGACUUACAGGUUUUGAUUAACAAAGAGAAGCAUAGAGAUUAAAUCAUUUACCAAUGCGAUGUAAACACGAGCAGAACUAUGCGAACGAGUAGAUCCUAAGUUAACGUAUGCGUAGAUCCUAAGAGGCAGU
This is a messenger RNA of Drosophila gunungcola (fruit fly), 4474 nucleotides long. RefSeq names its product glutamate-gated chloride channel (gene GluClalpha). The record is from RefSeq and is a predicted model, not a curated record. Gene Ontology annotation, cellular component: synapse; membrane; neuron projection. The coding region runs from base 375 to 1748 and encodes 457 amino acids. Gene Ontology annotation, biological process: signal transduction; regulation of membrane potential; chemical synaptic transmission. Gene Ontology annotation, molecular function: neurotransmitter receptor activity; transmembrane signaling receptor activity; chloride channel activity. The transcript is spliced from 12 exons. Lineage: Eukaryota; Metazoa; Arthropoda; Insecta; Diptera; Drosophilidae.